This is a messenger RNA of Cavenderia fasciculata, 2193 nucleotides long. RefSeq names its product arginyl-tRNA synthetase (gene argS2). Gene Ontology annotation, cellular component: cytoplasm. Bases 1 to 2193 code for a protein of 730 amino acids. Gene Ontology annotation, biological process: arginyl-tRNA aminoacylation. Gene Ontology annotation, molecular function: arginine-tRNA ligase activity; ATP binding. The record is from RefSeq and is a predicted model, not a curated record. The transcript has 2 exons. Lineage: Eukaryota; Evosea; Eumycetozoa; Acytosteliales; Cavenderiaceae.
AUGUUAAGAUAUAUAUCAUCAAAGACAAAGAUGGUUCAAAAUGCGGUCAUCACUGGUGCGGCAUUAUCAUCAUCAUCUUUGUCGUAUAGUAGUAUUAGUAAUAAUAAUAAUGCAACGAUCGUUCAACCAUUUAGUCUAAAGAAACAAUGGUUUGAUGUUGAUUCAUUGUCAACAUACUCUAUACUUCGAAGUCAAAUAUCUCCUCUGACCAAUAGUAUAUUGUCAGAAUCAACAACAACAACAACAACAACAACAAAGUCUUCCACUCCUACUACUACUACUUCAACCUAUCAACCAAUGUUUAAUAGUAUUAAUGCAACCAAGAUACCAGGAGAUUAUUCAAUAAGCAAUGUAUUUCAUUUGUCAAGAGCGAUCAAUAGUAAACCAGAGACUGUGAUUGGACAGCUGACCACUCUCAUCAACGAUCAACAGACGAAACGUGACAAAAGGUUGAUUGAAAAGGUAGAGGUUAUCAACAAACAUCUCAACCUGACACUCUCACAACAGUAUCUAGAGGAGUGUGUUAGACUGUGGUGUCUUGGAGAAAGUAGUAAUAGUAGUAAUAGUAGUAAGCAAGUAACACUUGAUUUCAUUGCAACCGAUCCCAUACCACCACGUAAACGAGUGUUGGUAGACUUUGCAUCACCAAACAUGUCCAAGGAACUACAUGUCGGUCAUUUAAGAUCGAUUGCACUUGGUGAGUCGGUGUGUCGUAUACUAGAGUACCGUGGUCACGAGGUGGAGCGUAUUAGUCAUGUCGGUGAUUUUGGCACACCGAUGGGUAUGGUCAUUAGCCAUGCACUCGAUGAAAAGGCUCCAUUCCUUAGUCAUAUUUGGGGUCGUGCGGGAGUAGAGAGUGAUGACAGUCCAGCUAUGCCAGUAUAUAAAGAGAUGCCAUACAUUCCAACACCAAAAGAAAUGUCGGAAUACUAUGCAGCGGCCAAACAACGAACCAAGACAGACAAGCAAUUCGAGGUGAGAGCACAACUGACAGCUGCCGAGUUGCAAAAAGGACCACCCAACUUUGACAACAAUGGAAAUAAUAGUGGAUCACAUCCCGAUAUAUACCAAGCUUGGCAAUCGAUAUGUCAAGCCAGCAGAGAAGGAUUCAACCAAAUAUUUAAAUUAAUGAAUGUCAAUGUCAACGAAAGAGGUGAAUCAUAUUAUCGUACAAUGUUGGAAAAUGGAGCACAAUGUAUAUUUUUAAAUGGAAACAAAGUACCUGUUAUUAUUAAAAAGAGAGAUGGAGCUUAUUUAUAUGCUACGACAGACUUGGCAGCCAUCAAGAGUAGAAUUGAAAGUGGAAAGGAAUGGAUUGUCGUUAUUACAGAUGACUCUCAAAACAAACAUUUUGAAGAUAUAUUUUCGAUUGCUCGAUUGGCUGGUUGGCUCAAAGAAGAAGAAAAACAUGAUGGUGAUAAUGUCCGUGUUGACCAUUUAUCAUUUGGAGUGGUGCGUAGUGAAAAUGGGUCAAAGCUAAGUUCACGUGAUGGUAAUCCAUUGGCGCUGUCAGAGUUGGUCGAGGAAUCUGUCAAACGUGCCAAACAAGCAUCCAUCACAUCAAAGUCACUCAGUCGUGCUGAAACCAUCGAUCCCACCCACACUGCAUAUCGAGUAGAAGAACCUGCUCGUGUAUCUGAUACUUUUGAAAAUAAUGACCAAGACAAUCAAGAUGACGAAAACGUCGAUAUAAUGAAGAAUCAACAUUAUUUAAAAGUUGGUAUUAGUGCAAUUAAAUAUUAUGAUUUGGUACAACGUAGUAAUAGUUAUCGAUUCUCAUACGACAACAUACUAUCGUUUAAAGGAAACACUUCAAUCUAUCUAAACUACAGUCUGACUAGAAUUGCAACCAUUAUGAGACGUGCAAAGACAGAACGUGGAUUUGAUAUAGAAGAGGCUGAACUCAACAUUGCAUCAUUCCAAUUUCAAGAGUUUACAGAGAAUGAGAGACGUCUCGUCGUGAUGAUCUCCAAGUUUGCAGACACACUUAAAUCGGCUGAAGGACAACUCAGACCAGCCAUCAUAUGCGACUAUCUAUGGGAUGUGGCCGACACAUUCCAUCGAUUCUACGAGACCGACACUGUAUUGGGUAGUGAUCGUCAACAUCAACGUCUUUUAAUUUGUAAUACCGUUAAAAAGAUUUUAGAAACUGGUUUCUAUUUAUUAGGUGUUGAACCUGUUGAAAGAUUAUAA